UGACCCGUCUCAAAACAAACAUUCAACCCAUUUUCAUCCAUUCUUCUCAAAAUCAAAGCAAGUUAAAGAUACACUGGAGUUAAGCAAAAGGCUUUACUUGGAGACUAGGCAAGUCAAGUUUUGAUUUCAAAAUCGUAGAACUCAGAUGAAGACUCAACUUGAACGCCAUGAGAUUUUGAUACUAAGGCAAGAGAAUGAUAAGCUUCGUGUAGAAAAUAUGUUUAUAAGAGAAGCAAUGAGAAAUCCAAUUUGCACUAAUUGUGGUGGUCCAGCAAUGAUUGGUGAAAUCUCUCUAGAGGAGCAACAUAUUAGGAUUGAAAAUGCCAGGCUGAAAGGUGAAUUAGAUCGAGUUUGUGCACUUGUUGGCAAGUUUUUGGGUCGACCCAUUUCAUCUUUAGUUACCUCUAUGCCUCUACCAAUGCCUAAUUCAAGCUUGAAACUUGGAGUUGGAAGCAAUGGAUUUAGAGGUAUGAGUAAUGUGCCAACAACACUCCCCUUAGCUCCUCCUGAUUUUGGAUUUUGGAUUUCAAAUUCUUUGCCAUGGUGCCAUCAACUAGACAGUCAACUGGAAUUGAGAGAUCACUUGAAAGAUCCAUGUAUCUUGAACUUGCUUUGGCUAUCAUGGAUGAAUUGGUAGUAUCUUGAACUUGCUUUGAUUUUCAGAAGAAUGGAUGAAAAUGGGUUAAAUGUUUUUUUUGAGACGGGUCGGGCAUGAGUUAAAUAGGGGGUUGGGUAAAAAUAAAAAAAAGGGUCAAUUUUAGAGGAUUUGGGGAUUUUCAUCACAAGAGGGGUUCAGGUGAAAACUUUAUUAACGACAGGGGUAUUAAUAACUUUUUUUAACAAUAAGGGUAAUGUUAACUAAUAGAUGAAAGUUAAGGACUAUUUUUGACCUUUUCCCCCUUUUAAUCUGUUAUU
Messenger RNA from Solanum dulcamara, 915 nucleotides. Its product is annotated as homeobox-leucine zipper protein ROC5-like. The transcript has 2 exons. The record is from RefSeq and is a predicted model, not a curated record. Bases 146 to 637 code for a protein of 163 amino acids. NCBI's taxonomy places the organism in Eukaryota, Viridiplantae, Streptophyta, Magnoliopsida, Solanales, Solanaceae.